AUCGUAGUUCACAUGUGCCAAGGAUCUCAUUAGCAAAACUGACCCUCCUAAAAAAACUUGUCCUCGAGCCAAGAGGCAGUUCCUCGUCUUUGUUUCCAAAGGGGGGCGAGUUGUGGUGAUCGUCGUCAUAAUUCGAAGAUGCCAAGCAAAAAGAGACACUAAUCACGUAAUGCCUUCCCUCCGUAAACGAGUGUCGAGCUACUUCCGACAACUCAGCUUUUACAAUGAGCCACGAGAGAAGAAGUACAACGUCAACGAGAACUCCUUUGUGACGAAAUACUUGGAAGGACAAAUCACGGUUAAGGAUGGGUCGCCGAUUUUGUACGGUAAGAAUCCGACCGACUUGCCGAAUUACGACUUGGGUUUGUACGAUGUCGGACCGACCACAAUCGUUGGGUGCUACUCGGGACCCAACGGCGGACUGACGACGGUUAAACGAACCGAAAAGCACCUCUCAGUGCCCGAUACCGAUAUCGACUUCAUCGACACCCAAGACGAAGUCGAAGUUCCAGUUAAAAAGACGUCGCGUAAGCACGUCGAUAAUACGACGAUGCUUAUAAAGGUGGCGGGUCAGGAAUAUUUAGUUACGAAUCGUAAAAAAAAAGAGAACAAAAGUCACAGUUUGGGUAGCUUGUCCGACUUAGAGGUCGAGAAAACUAAAAUUUGUACCGAUAAUAAUAAUAGCGUAACGGUUAAGUGUAAAAACCAGGAGAUCGCCGCCGGUCGCGGUCGACAGGAGCAAAACGAGAGGAGGAAGGGCGUCCUCGUCGUCGACGCCACCCCCGCGAGGCCGAGUUACGGAUUGUCCAAAUCUAAAAGUGAGGGCAAUCCGUUUCAGCAAAAGAAAAAGGGGAAAAUUGUUAGGCUAGCGACUCGACCCAGUGACGGCGCAACAGGCGGGGGCGAAGACGACCCGAUCCUACCCGAGAGUUGGAAUCGUAAAACCGAUUACGCGUUCGGAAUUUCCGAUUCCCUGUACGACAGGAACCAGGUGACGAAGAAUCGCAACGGCGACCCGAUCGCGGAUUGCUUUGGAAUAAUCGCGCGAGGCGAUUCGGCCAUUCUCGCGGUGGCGGACGGCGUGAACUGGGGGGAGAAGGCGAGUAUCGCCGCGAAAUCUGCGAUACACGGUUGCCUCCACUACCUCGACAAGACGAUUUUUAACGACACCAAACCGUUCGACGAGAUUAGCGCUUCCAAGGCAGACGCGAUUAUUAGUCAGAAUCGUGUGAGUAACACUCGAGAGGUUUUCGUUUGUCUUCUACGCGCGUUCCACUGCGCACACGAUCUCAUCUUGGAAAAUCAGGGGAUGCUUACGACCCUAACCGUAGCCGUAGUUCUACCCUUGAAGGUGAAGGACGAGGUGGAAUCCGUGUGUUGUGUUUGCAACGUGGGGGACACCCUCGCCUACGUUUACUCGCACAAGUACGGCGUGCGCGAGCUAACGAAAGGCUCGCACGACGUCAACUGUAAUCGAGACAUGCGCGACGCCCUAGGCGCCCUCGGUCCAGUGGACGGCAUCAAUCCCGAACUAAGCAACCUAACCCUUUCGAUCACGACCGUCCAUAAAGGCGACAUUAUAAUGGUGGCAAGCGACGGACUGACGGACAAUUUCGAUCCGAACGUCUGCAAGUUCACCGUGAACACAAAGGACGCGCUCAAGCCGAAGAGAAGCGUCGCGAAAGACGCCCACGCGACCUCCUCCAAGGAGGCGGCGCCCGCGAAACCGCCGCGCAAAACCAAACCGGAAAACGUCAAGACCACCGACAAUCCGCUAAAAGUCCAAUUUCUGCGCGAGAACUCGCUCGAAGCGGAGGGGCGCGCCCACUCCACCUUCAACCCUCGCCCGAGACAGCCGCCGGUGAAAACCGGCGCGACGUUCGCGCGCUCGAAGACCUCCCUAGACAUGCGUGCCGGCGCGAAGAUCAUCCUGAGGAACGAGGACGGCGUGCCGUUCGUCUCCCCCGUCCAACGCUACGAAAUCUCCCUGCUGCUGAUGGAGGACAUCCUAAAGAGGGGCAUAUCCGGCCAGGACCUGCAGUGCACGACCGCGAAGAAGGCGUGCGAGAACCUGGUGAGCUUCGCAUUCAGUAUAUCGUCGGCGAAACGUCACACGCUCGAGGACGCCGACCUCUACUUCGACAACGUGAACGGCGUAAUGGUCGAGGUGUCGCAGCAGGAGAAGAAGCUGCGCAGGCGCAAGGGGCUCGAGCGCGUGCAGAACCUUCCCGGAAAGUUGGAUCACGUCAGCAUCGUCGCGUACAACGUCGGCAACUACGCGCACGCGUACUAAAAGUGCAAUAUUAGUCUUCGCAUUUACUUUGAUCUCGUCUUUCGUACUUUUAUAAGUCAGAGUAUUUUACUAUACUAAAAUAAAGCUCUAUUUUGCA
This is a messenger RNA of Photinus pyralis (common eastern firefly), 2390 nucleotides long. RefSeq names its product PP2C-like domain-containing protein CG9801. The coding region runs from base 170 to 2293 and encodes 707 amino acids. The record is from RefSeq and is a predicted model, not a curated record. NCBI's taxonomy places the organism in Eukaryota, Metazoa, Arthropoda, Insecta, Coleoptera, Lampyridae. The transcript has 5 exons.